CUUCAGAGUCCCCCUCCUCUGCAGAGACCUCCAUGAUGCUGUUUAUUUCUUUCUUUAAGCGGAUAACAUCAUCUUUACAGUCUUUCUAAACUCUGUAACCUGUGUGAUAAACAGCUGCAGUUAAUAAAGACAUUGAGAUUCAUCUCUUUUCCAUAAUUUGACAAAGACUUUAAUUUUAUAAGGGACUUUUAAAAUGUAAUAUACAGUAAACAUUAAUGCAAAGGCUUUAUAGUUCAGACACUUGUUCUCAGUUAGCGUUAGCAACAUGCUAAUGAUACUGUUAAAACUACUGGUUAUUCUAAGCUUAGAAAGACAGAUUUGUCGCAAUUACAUGCCUCUUCACAGAUUGAAUUUCUUCGACAAUCCUAAUUAAGUGUAAACACUGUGUUGGUCUAAAUAUUGGUGUAGUUUUAACAUACCGAAUAAGCUCAAUCACUUCGCUAACCCAACAGGGACGCCACCAUGUUUAGCGGUACUGCUCGACUUCUUCUACGACUUCUGAUGGUAAACAGCAGAGAGACAGCGACCCCUGCUGGAUACUGGAGGACAGUCAUCCCGACACCAGGAUUCCUAAUCUCGCGAGAUGAACCGAACUUGCUUAGUGGACUGUGCCCUAAGUUUGCAGCUCCACAGUGAUAUUAAAGUAGUACGUUUCCUACUUUAAACUGUGUUUCACUAACAGCAGAUCUUAAAUGAAAGCGGUCAUUCUCGCCGCCGGGUACGGAACCAGGCUCCAGAGGGAUGUGUUGGCUGACAGCAGCGGGAGGUUCGCUCACCUGGCCGGGGUCGCCAAACCGUUGCUGCCGGUGGGACAGUGUGCUCUGAUCUCACACUGGGUCCACGCUCUGACCGCCUCUGGGUGUGUGGACGGCAUCUAUGUUGUGGUGAGUAAAACAGUGUAUAGUGAAGUAGAGCCCAGUAUGUUUAGUCAAGCUCUUCUAACUACCUUUAUUUUGUGAUGUAUACAAUAAAACUGAUCAGCAUUGAGUUCUGCCUGAGCAUGUGAAUUACAUGGUAAUGCAUCAAUAUCAAAAUUUAGAAGAAAUCAGCCCACAGGUCUUAAAAAUAUGACACUUAAGAUGUCCCUUUAAAACAAUUUAUUUAUUAACAUUUUUUCAUAAACAGUACACAACUUCCAUAACGACAACAGAACUACAAAUUUCACCCAAACCCGCCUCCUCCCAGAACAAACCCCAUGGGCCAACUCUUACCUACAUCCCUAAAAAUAAUCAUAAUAAUAACUAAUAAUAAUAAUAAAUGUAUUUGUAUAGCACUUUUAAAAACAGAGGUUUACAAAGUGCUUUGACAUGUAGUCAUAGAGCACAAGGGAAAAAGACAAAUAAAAACCAUCACAGUAUUUCUAAGAUGGCUUUUAAGUAACUUUUAAAAUUCAGGUGCAUAUUAACUCCUGUACUUACAUUUCAGUCUUCAGCUGGGCUGAUAAUCAUUUCUUACAAGUGUGUGAACCUGAAUCAAGGCCGAUGACCCACUCUGUCUUUUUUUUCUCCUUCACAGACCAACGCUCUGUACCAUGCUGCAUUUGAAGAAUGGGCAUCACAAUUCACAAAUGUGAAGAUUCUCAGCGAUCAAACAAGAAGCAAUGAUGUAAAGUACAGUUUUACUUCUUUUUUGUUUAGGCUUUUUUUAUCAGAGUGAGACAAAAUUGACAGCUGCCUUUUCAUCUCAGUGAGUGUACCUCUUAUUUAAAGCUGCCUCCCUUCCACCAACAGGACCGUCUUGGUGCUGUGGCCUGCUGUCAACUUGUUGUGAAGCACUUCAACAUUGAGGACCAUGUUGUUGUCAUUGGAGGGUUAGUGAGAGCUGUGUUGUUCUUAUGUUAAUUAUUUAGGAGUCCUUCUGUGUUAGGGUCAGGCACUUAGAGUAAAAAUGUGGACCUGCCACCUGCAAAAAGAAGUUGUUUUAGUGGAAAUGAUCCUAACAGGUGCAAAAUGAAACCAUGCUGAAGAAAUAAACAGUAACCCUGUCUGACUUUGACAGUGACACCCUCUUUAAAGAAGACUUCAGCCUCGGUAAAGUGAAGGAGAGAUUUUCUGACCUUCAAGCAAAGAGUGAGGACAACUGCCUGGUUCUUUCUUAUCAAUGCAAAGAGGAGGGUGAGUUUAUUCAACAAUAACAAUGAAAGAAACUCUUUCAGUGUCAUUUGUGACAGACUUUAAUGUUUAAAGUAGCUAAACCUCUGUCUCAAAAUUCAGUCUCUGUGUUGUGUAUCCGGACAGAAACUCGUAAAUAUGGAAUACUGGAGGUGGACAGUGAUCUUCGCAUCCUGUGUAUGAAGGAGAAACCUCUUCCCUCUGAGACGAAGUCAAGGAGAGCAGUAAGUCCAUCAUAAAUAUUUAAAAAUGUUAGAGAAAGCAGUGAUCAACCUUCAGAUUUUACCCUGAGCCAUGAAAAAGAUGAGUUAAGGGCUUUAACAUGAAACACAGGAAUGUGAUUAAUCAAUAAAUGAAGUUAUUCAAGGUAAAAAAUCUUUAUGAGCAAUUUGUUUGUAGAGUUGUAUGACUAGCUUAUUAUUCCCUCUUUCACACCAGUGUCCGUGUUUCUACGUGUUUUCUAAGAGAAGUCUUCCUCUGCUGGACACUUUCAUGGAGGAAAAGAAGGUGAAUGUAAUAUCUCAGACUCAUGUCUGUCACUUUAAGGUUGUUUUUGACUGUGAUUUCACCGUGAUGUGCAUCAUUUUAUCUCCACAGGAGGCGCCUAUUGAUGAGAAAGAUGCUCCCGGUAACUUUGUGUCGUGGCUCAUUCCAAGGUAACUUAUGUGAAAUGCUUUAGUGUCCUUGAGGUCCAAAUUUUACCCUCCAAAGUUGUAGAAAUCACUCUCUAAUUCUGCUGUAACAGCCAAAAGGUCCUCUUUUGCACUCUUUAUUUAAAACCAGGUUUAAAUUGAUGCUGAGUAUUUAACAUGAAUGUAAAAUAUUGUCGAUAUUAAGCACCAGUAUUUAAUGUUUUGAUAAAAAUUUGCGUAUUUGCUCAUGUAAGUUUGUUUUUUUCUUUUUUCAGGAAGCCAGUUUAUGUUUAUGAAAUUUCUGGACGUUUUGAUGUUGGAAACCUGCCCUCCUACAUCGAAUGUGACCUUUACUUCAAAGAAAAACAAGAUGUGGAGUCUUACAUGGUGUAGAGCAAAAAUACAAACUUUUAAUUUACCAUGUUGGGAAAAAAAAAAAAGAGACAAAAACAAUCAAAAGAAAUCCUGGUCAACUGGGAGAAUCUUUGACAUCAACUCAAAAAUGAUUUCUGUAAAUAUUCUGUAAAAUAUUUCUUUUUUGUAAUUUCAAAACAAAUAUUUUCUAUUAAAAUGAUUUUUUAUCGUCUACCCUGUGAGGAGUCUCGUGCAUUUAUCCGAGGCUUUCUCAUGUUUGUCCUCCAUCUUCGCGAUGCGCGAGCCGAACUGCAUGGCCCUCUUUGGCAGGACGGCUGAUUGGCCGAGACCGAGCUGCCUCGCCGACAGUCUUAGGAGGAGCUUCUCACCGACACCUCGAGGAAGAGUCAGAUCUGCUUUCUCCAACACGGGCAGAGAGUUCAAGUAGCUCACCACGUCCUCGUCUAAAUAGGGAAACCUGAAGAGGGCAGAAUUAUACAAGUCAAAAAUGGUCUAUAAAUGAUCGAAGUGCAAAUCAAGAAACUCAGUGCAUUGAAAUUCUUUCAAUACAGACUCACCUCGCCUCUUUGCCAUGGUCUCCGAUCACUCUGUCAUCUCUGCCCAGAUUCCUGGAAGAGAUCCUGCCCAGCUCCAUGGCCAGUUCCUGGAUCAAUCCCUCAUAUCCUGAUGUUUUAAACCGGACUCUGUGUCUGGAGUAACCUGCCAGCUGCUCAUCCGCUCCAAUUCCUGUCAAAAUCACCUGCAGGGGGAGACAAUCAGGGAAACAGUUCAGAAGUUAAAGAAUCUAAACCAAACUGAAGGGUGAGACAUCAGAGAUUAGACGCCUUUAGGAGACUUGUGUCUAAACUCACCUUUGCUGAUGAUGAGAAGGACCUCUGCUCAUGGUCCUCCGUGAUGACCCCUUUCCCUCUGGCCGCAAACCAAACCGCACAUCCGAUACUGUCGUCCAGCACCGUAUCCAGAGGAUGCACCAGAUGACAAACGCGCUCCUGCCGCAUUUCCUGCAGCUCCUCCUGCGUCACAUUAAUUUCAACAAAAUUCCACCUUCUUCCAGGACUCAGGUUUUGUAGUUCUCCGAGUCCGGCUCUUCCAGUUUUUCUGUCUGGAACGUCGAAGGGACUUGAGGUCUGGGAAUCAGCUCCAGGUUUGUCAUCCAUUUGCCUAUUUUUGUGCUUUUUAGGUUUCUUCGUCGACUCUUUCUGCUUCUUCGGCUCCUGUAGUUUGAACGCUACAUUGAGGAGGUCGAUGGGCUGAUGAGCAGGUAUGUGUCGGUCAGCUAACACAGCUAAAAUCAUAGAAUCGAUACCUCCUGAGAAAAGUACAGCGACAUCAGCCUGGUCGUCAGCGGGAGGAGAGUCCUGCAUCCUGAAAGGCAGAGACUGAACUCGCCUUCUAACCGCCUCACUAAGAACAUCGAUAAGACGGUCUGACUCUUCAGUUUUGUCUUUGCUUGCCAGAAGCUGCUCCAGAUCUUUAGAACAUGAGUUCAGGUGAACCUCGUGUUCGUUUCCUGGCUCUGGGAUGGAUCUAUUGAGAGGACACACAGGUGAGGUCAGCUCCAGACCUGCUGGGUUCAUCACAGCAUUGCAGCCGCUCGGUACAGACUCUAAUACAGCUUCACUGCAGCCUGAGAAGACGUGAUUCUCAACGUGAGCCCAAGGAAAAACCUCAAACAUCAUAGAUCCAGACUCUGCGGCUGCUUUCAGGUCGAUCCUGUACACACCUACUGCUGGGACUUCUUGCCAAACAGACUUAUCAGGUGCAGAGCUGCAGGCUGCCACAGAAGUCAGAGUCAAGGCUUGUAGGUCUGGAUCAAAUCUCCACAGCAAACUCCGUCUACCAAAGAAGUCUCUACCAAACCAGAGGCAAUCUUCAGCCUUUUGGAGGUAAAUAAACCCCCAUGGUCCACGUAUGGAGGACAGAGUGGACAGUAUCUCCGCAGAGCUGUUACAGGACGCAAGUUUUUGAGAGACAACAGCUGUGUCAUUUUCUUCUGGCCUCACAGGGAUGCCUCCAAAAAUCUCCCCGUUCCACAGGAGGACAUUUCCAGCGUCAUCUUGAAACGGCUGAGGGGUGAGGAGACCUCUCAUGUGAAGAACAUGGGCUGAGAAUAAACACUGAUAACAGGGAUUUGAACCUCUAACUGUGAGAUCCUGACUGAAGUUUGGACCUCUUCUCUUCAAAUGUUCAUGAACUGUUUUGUCCCCUUCACGCUGAGCAGGGGACAGACUGAGGAGACAGAAAAUGCCGCACAUUGUUGCAGUGAGGGAUGAAGACGUGAAGUCUUACAUGUCCUGAAGCUCCUUUUUCAAGUUGUCCAGCUCACCUGGAGACAAAAUCAUCACAAUUAAGGAGCGUCAUGUCAAAUAAGUCGAUUUUUAGCCUCUAUGAUGUUUAUUUUCUGAACGUACGUUUGCUUGAACUCAGUGUUUGACUUUUGUCUCCUAGAAAGAAAAUGUUGCUGUUCCUCUGCUGGAUGAACACUCUCUGGAAAAGAACAUAAAAUGUGCUUUAUUAAACACUCUUUCUACAACAUAAACAUAUCUCCCCUCAAACUUUAAAAGGCAUGAUCGUGUUAAAGUAAAUAUAAGAGAAUAAAAGUCAGACUGAAGCUGAACUCACCCUGUUUUUCUUCAGGUUUGAAAGCUCGUCCACCACAACCUUCAUCUCCUUAAUCUGCGAGUAAACGAGCAAAUUUAACGAUUAGUUUCACCUCUCAGAAAAAAUAAACAAGCAGCUACAAAACAGGCAGGUUUCUCUGAGUAAAUGAUAGAAGUUUGUGUGAAUUUAAAGAGUUAAAUCAACCAGAUAUUCUGCAUGUUUACCAUUUCAUCAUCUUUAACGUUACCUUUCUGUUCAGCUCCUCCUUCACUGCGGACUGUCCUUCAAAAUUAUCGAUAUCUUGGUUUUUCGAAGUCAUUUUGAUCCAAAACUCGGAGUCAAUAAUAGUAACCAGUUUAUAUUUAUGUAGCAGGAGUUAGCAGGUUCACAUGUUCUGCUGCUGCUUUGUUAGUUUUUCCGGGGACAGUAAAACUCCGUUAAGUAUUUUGUUAACGCCCCCUAGAGGUGGGAGGUGGACACACACCGGACUGGAGAGACAGAGAUGAGACCCUCUCCAUUUGCCCUGAAUUUUUCAGAUAUGCCAUUAAAUGCUUGUGCAUAAUUUCUGACUCUGCUCCCCGUAUUAAAUGUCAUCUUGGUCAAUGCCAUCACUCUUGCUCUGAGGGUGAGUUCAGUGUUACUGUGCCGUUUUAUUUCAGCAGGGGGCGUCUACACUGACAUGAGAAAUGAGGUCUGAUUGAGAACAUGACCCAAAUUCUCAGUUGGUUUAGUACUUCGGCAUAAAGCAAACAAAGAAGUAAAAAAAAUCCAAGUGAUCUUAAUUUCUUGAUGUAAACAUGAUUUUAACUCAUCUUAUUCACCUUUGAGUCACAGUGUGGUCACUUUUUGGCUCCAAAACUAAAAUUGCAUGUGCCUGACUGAAGAGUAUAAUAUAGCAGUCAACCUGUCCUCCAUUACCUAGCUCUAAAGACUUAAAGUGAUUAAUAUUUGAACCUUGAUUUACUGUGAAAUAAUUGCAUUUUUAACCCACAUUAAGUCAAUUUUUACAAUAUAAAUCAUUUCUGACCAGUGCUGAGAUUGGAGAAUGCAGCAAAUGAGCUUCAUGAUCUUGACCUUUAAAUGUUUUGUUCAAAUAAAAGCAGCACUAUUUUAAGAGUGUGGCCUGAAAUGACAACCUAAAGAUAGGAAACAGCUUCAAAGUGCUUCUUCACAGACACAAAAUGCGCACCACAGAUCUGCAGCAAUGCACAGACUUCAAGAUAGAGCUCUGAGUGUGAAGAUGGUGUCUGCUUGGCUGCACCUGUAGACUUAGCUUGUAUAGACAGUCACUUCAACCUGUAAGUCUACAUCCACUUCUUAAAAACAGUCUCUGAGCCUCUAUGAUGUAACUCGGUACUGUUAUGUUAAAUAAAAUGUGGCUUUCCAGAGGUCAACGUCUUGCUCCAGCUUUGGGGCAAAUUAACCUUCAAACCUGCAAACACACCUGUCUGAGAGCUCACGUUGGUGUGAUCUCGGUGUGCUGCCAUGUUAUAUUGAUGAAUUGAUCCGAACCAGCUGUCUGAUGUUUACCACUUCAUUGCCUGGAAACAAGAGCUGUCAUUUUGGAAACCGUGGUCAGGCUGUCACAACCACACAAUGACCUUUGGUGUUUAUCGUCCAAAGUCAGGCAUCCAUCGAAAUUUCAGGCCUCAGGUGGAUUUCUGCAGCAAUAAGACCACACUGUUAUGAUCCAAAAAUGGGUAAAGAUAACAUUAUAAUCAUUGUUUUUGGAGCUUUUUAGUCACUGGGAUGUUUUGUAAUAUUGUUAUGUCCAGUUUCAUAAGAUCUUGGGCUAAAUAUGGCCAAUACAGCUGCACUAUAAUACCCUGUAGCUCUGUUGCAAUAAAGUCUUACAGCUCGGCACAAAGAGGACAGAAUCCCAGCAUGAAGAACAGAUGAAUAAUCUGAUCCAGCUUCAGGUGCGUGGCUCUUCAGGUGAGAUUUCAUUGAGUCUUUCUCCUCUUGAGUUGCGGCUCCUGUGCGUCAGGCCUCAUGAGAUAAGUCAUUCUCAUAUUUUUAUCCUGGAAAUCCAAAUUUAGCUCACGUAAACACUUCUUGUUGUUGCUGGCUGAAAAGGGAUCCCGUCAGGGGCAGACAUACCUGCAGGUCACAUGACCACAAAAUGACACAGCAGCCGUCUGACCGCUGAUGACAGGUACCUGGCUGACACAUCGACCCACUAAUAGUGCGGCUGGUAAUCUGUUUGUAGCCGCUCAGUGUGUGCAGACUUUCAAACGGCUGAGGGCUCUCAGUGAUCCUUGAAUAGAUCACAAAGGGACAGAAGUGCCUAUUGUCAACACCGGGCUCAUGAAAAUAUGCGCUCACACUCCUUGUUGGUGUCAGUUUUGUCCCCUCGUGUGAUGAGGUGGCACAGACGAGGCCCACAUGUUGAACUACGUCAGAAAGUCACGUUUAACAUCUGCAUGUGUAAAAACACCACAAUAAAGAUUUAUGUUUAACCACGCUGCACUGACUUCGUGGUUUUUUAGUAUUUUUUGUAAAAUAUAAAAAAAUUCCAUAUUGCCUCUCUAAAUCUUUACAUAGAUGAGUGAGUCCCAUAAAAUCUAACAUCUCUUCUCCAAAAAUAGUAGCAACUCCAAGUUUUAUCAAAAAAGACAAAAAAACAAUCAGACUCAGUAAAAAAAAUCUAUGAAAGUGAUCACUGGAAUCAUAUGAAGUUCCGGAUUUAUGUCUGCAUCACCCAAAAUUGCCAUUUAAAGCUCCAGUUAGGAACUUUCUUUAAGUGUUGGUUUUGCCGCCCCCCUGUGGACAAAGUAAUACCACUUAUCGUUUAGCUGAUCUUUUCCUGUAUAUGGGUAGAUAGUGUUUCAUGUCAAAAAUAUCUUUUCUCUUUAUUCUGACACUUAUAUUAACAUCUACUUCAUCGGAUGUACCGACAACUACCCCCUGUGAGCCAUUUAAGACGUUAAAAUAACUCUACAGCAGUAGUCCGUCUCUAUUUUCAUGGUCUUAUUUGAUUUCACAGUGCGCAUAAGCUUUGAUUUCAUUUUAUUUUUUGACAAACUCAAAACUCCCUACAGGAGCUUUAACAUCAGUCUGUAGAUUGUUCUAUAGAAAAUGUGCAGAAAACCUAAAAUCUAACCUUCCCAACCCACGUCAGACUCACUGAAAAUAAAACAAUAUAAUAACACUCUAGAGUCAUGGUAAUUAUAUGUUUAUAUUAUCUUGUUAACACAAUCACGCAAGUGUUGGAUAAGGAUCAAGCUUGGAAAAAAGCUAAAUACAGAAUCAGAUUAGUCCUGCAGAAAGUCCACGGUCCCUCCUCUAUGCACAAAUAUGCAUUAUUGGUAGGAUUGCAGGUCACCGUGCAUUAUUUCAGGAUUUAGUGAUGCAGACAGUGAAAGGAACUUAAAAUGUUUUGAAAUGUUGCAAAAUCAGCUUUAAGGCUUUCCUACAUACACUUAGAUGAGUAGAUUGAAUCCACUCUUAUGUCUGGACACUGAAUAAGGCGACUCGCCAGCUAAGUCUUUAGUAAUCAAACUGGGAUAACACAGAAUUUUGUAACAUUGCAGGUGGUGGUGGCAUGUGUGCCAGCACCAAAGUCAGUGCCAAUGGGAAGUCAAUAAAUAUCUAUCUCUGUGACGGACAUGUAAACUCUCCAAAAGAUGUUGUAAUAAAAAGAAGAGUCUGCUGAGCACAGGGGUCAAGUGUGAUGGACUUUCACCCCUGAAAACCAUUUGAAAGAGAAAAUCAAUGUUGACUUUUUUACUUAUCCUGGAGCAUGUGAAGUUACUAACAUCAUGCAGAUAAUACAGUGUAAUACAAAAUUAUAUCUCCCAAUUCAAGCAUUAAAUAGGCCGACACAUCUUCGCCCUAACCAUAGUCAUUAUUCAAACCAAACCAAACCAAAGUGUUGUGCAGAAAUCUAAUCUGUUUCUAAUGUUAGUUUGCAGCUGGUAAUAUGCUAAUGCAGGUUGUUGUGUCUUGCUGUAACUUAAAACAAAAUACAGCCUGAUCUUUACUUAACACUUACUUAUCUAGUUUAUGUUACAAUUUUUCUUAUCACACUAGAAACGUUAGUUAGAGAGUGGUUUAUUGUUAACAUUUGCUGUUUUCUGACUAUAUGUGAUAGAUAUUUUACACCUGCUUCUUCUCCCUUUCCAUUUCUACAAUAUAUAAUGAGCUCCCACGGUUUUAACAUAGACUUUAGUGUAUAAAUCUCUGAUAUAACUCUGUCCAUCUAACAGGUUUUAAAUGUGUUUAAUACUGCUGUAAAAAUGGGCAUUUUAAUAUGGGCUUCGAUGGAGUUCUUUGGAGACUGCCUCAAGUGGACAGUCAAGGAACUGCAGUUUUACGAUCUUCUGCAUUUGCUGAAUUUACACUUGAAGUUUGCACUCAGUUUCCCAAGCUGAGAAAUACGGCUGCUGUCUUAACAUGGUUGAAUUAAAGGGCUGAGUUGGAGAAAACUGACUGUGCAGUUCUGUCCUUCUUAGAGUGGCAUUGAAAGAAAACCACACACCACACAAUGCAGCUCUUAUACCUGCUGCAGCUCAGAGCUGGUGUUAUUCAUGCACAGUCAGUCCAACACAAAGACAUCAGGUUCGAGUGGUGACACAGGGGUCCCACUCAUCUUUUAUAGUCCUCUAUGCAUCAGGUACAGUGAGAGAAAAAAGCAGCCAUGCCCUCACUUAGCAGGUGUUUAUUUCUUUUCUAUGGAUUCAGGCCAAGGAGGCCUCUUUCACGUAGCCGGCAAUUAUAGCUGUGGUUCUGUUCUGUUGACAUAGGUGGACAACUGCAAGUCAUCCAAAGGUGUGCUUUGUACAUAUUUGCUCUUUUUUCAUUGCGGAGGUCUUGGUAAACAGCCUCACAGGUCAGAGUAGUUAUGCCAAAUCGCACCAACAUUCCUCGAUUAUUGAUUUAGUGUGGUAUCACCUGUACAGAUAAGUUCACAUAACUUUGCCAAUCUCCCUGCUGUUCUUCUGUUUGUUCCAUUUUAGUGUCAGAUUUGAUCUUAUUUGCUUUCAUAAGUUAUGACAGAGUACAGGUUGUGUUACAUAGAGAGCCUGCAGGAUUUCUCGAGGAGGACUUAAUAAAGGUGAAGUGCAGCCGACAUCUAAAGCUUUGCUCUGUUGAAGGUGGAACUGUUUUAUUGCACUAAACGUGUCAGUCGAGACUUCGCUUUUUAUUGGUCAUGGUUUAUUAGCGACACAGUUAUGGAAUAAAUCUGACCUUAUGUCACCCAUAUGCCACUGAUUAAAAUAGGUUUAUUGUUUUACAGGUAUACACCCUCCCAGACAAUCAGCCAGUAAUGGAAAGAACAUUUACUUAAGUAGGCUAUUGCACUUAUUGUGAUUUAUCUAGUAAAUAUUUAAAUAACUGCACCGAUU
Xyrichtys novacula (pearly razorfish) is the source of this 11067-nucleotide messenger RNA. The record is from the annotation of a GenBank genome assembly. Lineage: Eukaryota; Metazoa; Chordata; Actinopteri; Labriformes; Labridae.